Cornus florida is the source of this 10252-nucleotide messenger RNA. RefSeq lists its product as uncharacterized. NCBI's taxonomy places the organism in Eukaryota, Viridiplantae, Streptophyta, Magnoliopsida, Cornales, Cornaceae. The coding region runs from base 1106 to 3280 and encodes 724 amino acids. The record is from RefSeq and is a predicted model, not a curated record. The transcript has 2 exons.
UUUUUUUUUUAAAUGAUUACUUGAGUGCAUUAAAUUUGAUUUGCUGUAAUCCCUUGUUUGGUUGCUUAGAAACCUAGACCACAGAACAAUUGGCAUUUAGUUUUUUCAUUUUUGUUGGACUAUAGGCUCUUUCACUGGUUAUUUUUAUUUUUAUUUUUUAAAUGAUUAAUUGAAUGCAUUAAAUUUGAUUUGCUGUGAUCCCUUGUUUGGUUGCUGAGAAACCUAGACCACAGAACAAUUGGCAUUUAGUUUUUUCAUUUUUGUUGGACUAUAUAUCUAUGUAUCUCUCUAUCUAUCUAUCUAUCUAUCUAUAUAUAUAUAUAUAUAUAUUUUUUUUUUUAUUUUUUUUUAUUUUUGGAUAAGUAUCUCUCUAUCUAUAUAUGAAGAUACAAUAUUCAGUUUCAUCUCUCUCAUUCUACAGUAUUCAGUUUCAUCUCUCUCACUCUUACUUUCUCUUUUCUUUUUCUCUCCCUCCGUUGGUCUAUUUAUAGGCCAAGACCCUCUUUUGCAGUUAACCAAUUACAUUGGGCUUAUAGCCCAAAGUUCUCUUCCUUCUGGGCUGGGUCUUGUAAUGGGCUUGACCUUCCUCGGUGGACCCCCCACGUUUGGCCCACUCCAGGGUGCUUUGACAUGGAUCCUUCUUCAAUCAUUCGACCCGAUCUCGUUUCCGCGAUCCAUAUCCGGCCUAUGCCACUUGCCGCAUCCUCAACUGCCCCCAUAAUUACCCCUUAUUGAUUAGGGGGUAAUUAUUAGAGGCUGCUAAUGAUGACCUGACGGCUCGAGGAGAUCGUGUGGGAGAAUAGACGGUUAGAUCUAGGGGUCGGCGCUUCGAGAUUCAAAAAGACAACUCAUUGCUUUCCUGACUCCUCGGCUCUCGGGCUUAUCUCGUCUUUAUAAGCUCCAUCAACUCCCCAUCGAUCCUCUUUACCGUCUCCAUCUCUCCUUUUGCUGCUUGAAUCCUCUCCGGCGAUCUCUUGCGAAAGGUUUUCCUUCCAGUGGCUUUGCAAUACUUCUCUGCCAUCUUCACUCUCUAAGGUUAGUUUCAUUUGCAUUUUUCUUUUGGAAGACUUCUUUUCUCUCCCCGGAAUCCUCAUCCACUCACAUCAUGACAGUAGAUCUAAACGUUCUUCGCAUGAAGCUUCAACUUCCUGAUGAUGUAGAAAUUAGAAACUGCCCCCGGGAAGUGAAUAUUAGAACCGGUGCUGGCCUUCUUCCCUGCGAGGCCUUGUUUUCACUCCUCCAUCUCAAUCUCCUUAGAUUUCCUCUACAUCCUUUCUUUUGCUAUGUUUUUAACAAGCUAAAUCUUUCCCCUUUACAAGUAAACCCCAAUUUCCUUAGGAUUCUAUCCGUUAUGCUACUCCUGAUCCGUGACAGAGGUCUGGAUCUGGACCUCGUAGAUCUCCUCCUUUGUUACAAGGUCAGCAAGAUCAGAACGGACAAACCAUUCUACCACCUUUUUCCCAUUGAGAAGAGGUCUAUCUGCACGGAUAAGAUCAAAUCUGAGAAAGGCUGGAGGAAAAACAUCAUUGGGGUUAGGGGAGCCUGGUUCUCUCCAGCUGCGGAGGGUUUCCCUAUCCCGAGCGCUUUCAGAGAGUGUUCUGUUUCUUUUUACAAAAAAUAUAAAAACCAUAAGAGUGACUGUCCUUGCGAGAUCUGCAUUCCUCGUUUUUGUUCUUUCUUGUGCCAUUCCUUAGGCAUUCCUUGUGAUGACUUGAGCUACAGUGUGUGCAGGGAUAUGGAUAACUACUUGAAGCGGUACGUUCUGACCAACGUUCCCUCUUGCUCGGACCUUCUCACCUCAGAUAAUCUCCUGGACAUCUCAGUCCUCGGCAAGACAAUGAGCCAACUCCAGAUCCCUUCCUUCGGUAGGAAGAAAUCUGCCCGCAGGCCUGCUAUCACUCCUGCGUCAAUCUCCUCUCCGGCUUCAGCAUCUUCUUCCGCUACUCUUUCUGACACCACUCCUUCCACCGAUCCAUCCGCGACGGCUGCUGACUCGGUCGCUAACACGGCGACUGCCAGCCCGAACGUUGCCCCCUCUGCCAACAAUCCUCCUGGCUCUACUGCUGCUUCUGCACGGGAAAAGGCCAGAGGAAAAAGGCAUCAACCUGACAGUGCUCUGAGCGCGGAUGACGUUCCCUUGUCUCAGAGGGUUAGGCCCUCUGGGCCGAAUGUGAUUUCCCUGGCGAGACCUCUUCAAGCUAGGCCCCCCACCCCUUCUGGGCAAGCCUCUGCUUCAGGAACGGCGCCAUGGAGCCCUCGCUUCAUCCGAACAGACGGAUCGUCUGUAAAGCCGACCGAGACCAUGUUCAAAGAUGGUCAGAUCGCGAUGGCCUACUACAGGAGUAUGUGGACUCCCAAGGACAUCGAGGUCGCCAAAGGUCUAUCUCAGAGGGAGGUGUUUAGCCGAUUCCCCCUGUCCGCCAUGGAGACCUUGUACGGGAUGAUGGCUAUGCAAAAACAAGUUGAACAGGUGAAUGCCAAGGUUCGCGCGCUCUCUGACAGCCUUAGCGCAGCGAACAAGGAGAACGAUAACUUAGUCGCUCAGAAGACCGGGUUGAUGGUUCAACUCGAUAAAACUGAAAAAGAGAGGGAUUUGCUGAGGAGAGAAACCGACUCUCUUCAGGAUGAGAGGAAUGUUCUCCAGCUUGAAAAGAGUAUUUGGCAGACCGAACGGGACUCCCUUCGGGCGGAGAAGGAAGAACUGCUUCGCCUUCUGAAUGACGAGCAGUCCGCUCGGAUGUCUUUUGAGAAGAGGGUCCUGGACGAGCGCAACGCUUUACUUGAUACCAUCAGCAGGGUAAAUGGUGGUAUGCUAGCUCUGCACGCUCGAUUCUCUAGAGUCGGGGCCCUCAGAUAUGCCCAGGGGUUCCGAGAGGGUUACGUCGACCGCAUCCCGGAUGAGGGUCAGACUGGCUCUAACCCUGAUGAUGUUGAUAAGGAUCUGGAUAUUGACCCUUCUGGUGUUUAUAUCGAUCCGGACUCAACCGCUGCCGAGGGGAUAUUUGAUGAAUGUCAGGAGAUUGCGUCUUCUCGGAUCAUUCCUACUCCUCCUGCCGCUCUGCCUUUGGACAUUCUCCCUGUGUCCGCUUUGACUCCAUCUACCGUUACUGCUAAAGAAAACCCUCAACAGAAUGAUUCUUCCAACGCUGCAGAGGGUAGGAUUCAACAGAACGAUUCUGUCAUUCAUCUUGAUUCUCCACCUCGUGAGGAUGGCGACACCACCAACAAUGAGGAGGUGGCCCAACAUCAUCAAGAGGCCGACGAGGCAAACGCCUCUUAGUUAGGACUUCUUUUUUUUUUUUUUUUUUUUGUUUUUUGUUUAAAUGUACUGACUUUGGCAUAUGUGCCAUCUUUACACCUUACUUUUUGUAACUUUCUUAAGCUUAUUUAAUGAGAGGGCCGACUCCUGAUCAAAUUUUUUGUGUCAACUCUUUUUUUUUUUUUUUUACUUUGCAAGUGUUUGGCGUUCGGCUCAUAGUGCCAGCUGCCACUUACUUUGCUUAAGUGCCUGGCGCUCGGCUGGAAUGCCUCUUGCCACUCGGCCUUUUAUUUUUCUUAGCAAAUGUUUGGCACUUGGCUCAUAGUGCCAAAUGCCACUUACUUUGCUUAAGUGCCUGGCGCUCGGCUGGAAUGCCUCUUGCCACUUGGCCUUUUAUUUUUCUUAGCAAGUGUUUGGCGUUUGGCUCAUAGUGCCAGCUGCCACUUACUUUGCUUAAGUGCCUGGCGCUCGGCUGGAAUGCCUCUUGCCACUUGGCCUUUUAUUUUUUUUAGCAAGUGUUUGGUGUUCGGCUCAUAGUGCCAGCUGCCACUUACUUUGCUUAGGUGCCUAGCGCUCGACUGGAAUGCCUCUUGCCACUUGGCCUUUUAUUUUUCUUAGCAAGUGUUUGGCGCUCGGCUCAUAAUGCCAGCUGCCACUUACUUUGCUUAGGAUUUUUAAAGAGGAGUGCAAUCUUUAUAAAUUUCAAAAACUCAUACAUUCAACUGUUUUCAAUUUAAAAUAAACAGAAUUCAGUACUGAAUCUCAACUUUUUAUUGAUAAUACCUCUUUAGAGAAGUAGCAUUCCAAGGCUUGUUUACCAGCCUUCCGGCCAUGGUUUUCAAGGUAUAUGCGCCUUUUCCUAUGGCCUCUGCAAUUCUGUAUGGGCCUUCCCAUGGUGGCAUCAUCUUUUUGACUAUCCCCACCUUCUUUUUCAGAACCAGGUCACCUGGCCUAAAGUCUCUGUGCUUUACUCUCCUGUUAUGGCUGUUCGCAAGUGUCUGCUGGAAAGAGGCGAGCCUUACCGCUGCUGCGUCUCUUUUUUCUUCCAGCAAAUCGAGGUUAAACCUUAGCAUCUUGUCAUUAUGCUCACGGCUCCAGGCCAAGCUUCGAACGGUCGGAACUAAGUGCUUGACCUGUAUAACUGCCUCUGUCCCAUACGCCAUGGUGAAUGGACUUUCUCCAGUCGGUCUUCUUGGGGUCGUUCUGUAGGCCCAUAGGACGUUCGGCAGUUCAUCUAACCACCUUCCUUUCCUUUCUUCUAGUUUCUUCUUAAUACAAGUAAAGAUUGUUCUGUUUGUAAUUUCUGCUUGUCCAUUGGCCUGUGGGUGACUUACUGCUGCCAGCUUUUGAUUAAUUCCAUACUCCUCCAAUAGCUCUCUUACCUGCUUACUGUCAAGGUUGGUCCAUUAUCCAUGACGAUUGACCUCGGAACACCGAACCGGCAAAUAAUAUUACUCCAAAUGAAUCGUCUAACAUGAGUUUGAGUAACGCUCGGGUAUGGCACUGCUUCCACCCACUUAGUAAAGUAGUCUGUAGCCAGCAACACAUACUUGUUCUAAGCUCUGGCAGUUGGUAGAGGACCAACUACAUCCAUCCCCCAUUACGCGAAAGUCCAUGGUGUGGCCAUUACAUGCAAGUCUUCAGGCGGUUGGUGAAUCAGUGGUCCGAACCUUUGGCACUUAUCGCACCUUCUGGACAAUUCUUCCGAAUCUCGCGACAUGUUUGGCCAGAAGUACCCUUGAGCCAUUGCUUUGUGUGCUAAUGAUCUCUCCCCUGAGUGGUUUCCACACACACCUUCAUGAAUAGCUCGUAAUAUUUGCCGAGCCUCUGUGGGGGUAACGCACUUUAAGUACGGUCCGGAAAAGGAUCUUCUGUACAACUGGUUAUGCACUAUGGCGUACUUUGCAGCAUUCGCUUUGAUUUUCCUAGCCUCAUUUCUUUGUUCAGGCAGAGUACCAUCUCGGAUGUAAGUUAUGAUCGGAUCAAUCCAGCUUGGCUCAUAUGGAAUAACAUUCACUUGCCAAGGAUCUGAGCUUGAAGGCUCUUCGAAAAUGGAUGGCUGUUUUAAAAUUCCCACUGGAACUACCCUUGCCAAUGUUUCUCCAGAACCCGAGGCGUUACAUGCUAGCCUGUCGGCAUCUCCGUUACACUCCCUCGGAAUUUGAAUAAAUUCAAUUUUUUCAAAGUUCUGUGCCUCCCGCAUAACAACAGAACGAUAUGCUUCCAUCGUUUUGUCCUUGGUUUCAUAUUCACCCCUCACCUGCCGAACGACUAACUGUGAGUCACUGAAAACAUUCAAAUUCCUGACCUUAAGUUCUUUGGCAAGCUUUAUUCCUGCCAGCAACGCUUCAUAUUCGGCCUCAUUGUUCGUGGCUGCGAAUUCAAGCCGAAGCGCUUGGCUUAAGGUUGUACCUUCUGGUGUCUGCAGUUUGAUCCCAACGCCUGCACCCAUCUGAUUUGAGGAUCCAUCAACGAAGAGUUUCCAUAAGCAUUUACAAAGAUCCUCCUCCACGUCUUCUGAAUCACAUUCUAGUAGAAAAUCUGCCACCGCCUGCCCUUUGACUGCUGUUCUAGGUUCGUAUGUAAUAUCAAAUGAGCUUAACUCUAUGGCCCACUUAGUCAUUCUUCCGGAGAGAUCUGGUUUGUGCAGGAUUAUUCUGAUAGGGAAAGUGGUUAGAACGAUAAUAGGAUGGGAUUCAAAAUAAUGCCUGAGCUUUCUUUUCGCAUGCACUAGCGAGAGUAUCACCCGCUCUGCCUUUGAAUAACGCCUUUCGGCCUCAGUCAUUGUUUUGCUAACAUAGAACACUGGGUAUUGCUUCCCUUCUGCGUAGCGGAUCAGAACGCCACUUGUUGCAAUGCUAGAUACUCCGAGAUACAGAAACAGCUUCUCGCCCGACUCUGGAGCUGACAGUACCGGAAGGUUCUGCAUAUAUUUUUUCAAAGCAGUUAACGCUAGGCGUUGUUCAUCUCCCCAAACCUACCUGCCGUGGCUUCGGAUUGUGUCAAAAAAUGGUUUGCAUCGAUCUGACAAUUUGGAAAUGAAACGACUCAGUGCAGCAAUCCGUCCCGUAAGUGUUUGCACCUCUUUGAUUAUUGUCGGCUCGGCAUUCUUAGUCAGAGCAUCUGCUUGGGCAGGGCUUGCCUCGAUCCCUCCGAGAUUAACCACGUGCCCUAGGAAUUGGCCUGAACUUACACCGAACGAGCACUUGGUCGGAUUGAGCUUCAUCCCAUACCGCCGCAAAACAUCAAACACGCCUCGAAGGUGCUGCACAUGAUCGGCUUUCUUCUUACUUUUGACCACCAUAUCAUCUAUGUAAGCCUCCACUGUCUUCCCUAUUUGUUCCUUGAAAAUCUUGCUAAUAAGCCUUUGGUAAGUUGCCCCGGCGUUCUUUAGUCCGAACGACAUAACUUUGUAGCAAUACGUCCCGCGUUCAGUAACGAAAGAAGUUUUUUCUUCAUCAGCGGGGUCCAUGGGGAUCUGAUUAUAACCCGAAUAAGCAUCUAAAAAGGUCAGGCGUUCAUAUCCAGUUGUUGCAUCCCCCAUCUGAUCAAUCUUUGGCAGUGGGAAGCUGUCCUUCGGACAAGCCUUGUUUAAAUUGGUAAAAUCAAUGCGUACGCGCCAUUUCCCAUUUUUUUUUUGUACAACGACCAAAUUCGAUAACCAGUCGGGGUAGUGCACUUCUCUUACGAACCCCGCAUCAAGCAGCCUAUCAACUUCCUCGGCAAUAAUUCGGUUGCGCUCGGGGGCAAACCGUCGCUGCUUCUGUUUUACAGGUUUUGCAUUGGGAUUAACGUUCAAGGAAUGACAAGAUACCGAAGGAUCGAUCCCGGGCAUGUCCAGGUGACUCCAUGCGAACACAUCUGCGUUUUGAGACAAAAAAUCAACUAAUUCCUGCUUUUCCUCCUCAAUGAGUCGUUCCCCUACUCUGGUUGUCCGUUCCGGUCGUAAUUGAUCGAUCUGCACAUCAAGCAAGGGUUCUUCAGUCAAGCCCUUUGGUUCCUCCUCUCCGUUCUGCCUGGAGGGAGGCUCCUGUAAUUGCUAUCUCGGGCUUACUGAACGAAUGGGAGCUUUCCCCUUUCUGGCAUGUUUCAGCGUUACAGAGUAACAUUCUUUAGUUGCAACCUGGUUCCCAUGAAUGUCAAUCACUUUGGUUCCGUUUGGUGCUAGGCAUCUCAUUACCUGAUGCAGAGUGGAAGGAACACCUCGAACCCUGUGGAUCCAUUCUCUGCCCAUCAGAAGAUUGUAGGAGGGAUGAAUUUCAACAACUACAAAAGUUUCCAUCAAAACUCUCUCGGCAGCAUGUACCGCUACCUCCACCGUGCCGACGGGCUCCACUCGCUUUCCAUCAAACCCUACUAGUGGAUUCCCGGUGGAUUUUAGCUGAUCCUGUUUGAUCUCGAGCCGAUCGAAUGUAUCUCUUGGCAUGAUGUUCGCACUACUUCCAGGGUCAAUUAGAACUCUGCGCACCAAGCAUUGGGCCACUGUCAAACUUACGACCAGCGGGUCCUCGUGAGGGAUCUGAACACGCAACAAGUCUGUCGCGUCAAACUUUAUCUGCGUUGAUGUGCUCUGCUUGUGCAGAGUGUUUACACUGCCUAUCCUUCUCUUCAUCCGUGCCUGACGAAGGCGUGUUCGAAGCAAUUCAUCUGAUUCCUCAUCAGGUUCUGGCCGACCGUGAAUUGCAUUAAUUACUCGAACUGGUUGCGUGUUGUGAGAAUUCGACUUCUAAUUCUUCUUCACAUGCUCCAUUGGCCGAUUCUGCUCCACCGCUGGUCCUUGAAUAUAACUUGCGAACUCCCCUCUGGCUAUCAGCAUCUCUACCUGUCUCCUGAGGUUCCUGCAUUCAUUAGUCUGGUGGCCAAAAUCAGAAUGAAAUGCACAGUUUUUAAACUGAUCCCUCCGUUCGAGAGGUUGCCUGAUUGGUAAAGGAGGUCGGAACUUAUCUUUAUUUUCUUGGUACAGUCUUGCUAGGGUAACUUUCAAUGGAGUAACCAGCUCUUCCUCUCUGGGCCUCUUCUCAGAUUUCCACGAGGAGCGUUGCGGUUGGACCUGUUUUUGCCUGAUCUUUGCUUUGGUCUUUUCUUCAGUGGAUAUAACAGAUGUCUUCCGAGCGUUUGCCGCCUUUUCUUCUUCCAAGCGUACAAAUCCAUCGGCUCUUUCGUUGAGUUCAUCCAUAGUCCUCGGCGUGUUGACCACCAAACUUGUGUGGAACGGGGUGCCACGAUUCAUAGCCAGAAUGAAUGCUUGAACUGCCGUUGAAGGAUGGCAUUCAAUAACCAUGCUCUUGGUAAGGUUAAACCUGGUUAGGAAAGCCUAGAGACGCUCUUCAGCGUGUUGCUUCAUUGUGAAUAGGCUCGAAAUAUCUUUCGCUGGACGCUUGUUUCCAUAGUAUUGGCUUAUAAACCGAUCGCACAGGCUUCGGAAACUAUCCACCGAACCCCUCGGCAGGUUCUUGAACCAAUUCAGAGCUGGUCCGGCUAGACUCGUAGGAAAGCACUUGCACAUCAAAGAAUCAUUCUCAGUGUUUAGAGCCAUUUUCAGCUGGAUGUGAUACACAUGAUCGAUCGGAUCAGUCGUUCCGUCGAAUAGAAUGAAAACGGGCAUGGAAAAUUUCCUCGGACUCGGAGCAUUCAGAAUCUCAUCGGUGAACGGUGAAUCCACCGUUCGAGCUGCUGAACAGAGUGCUUCAUUCUCCCUCUGGAAUCCCGCGGCUGCUCUCUGGUCUACUGAUCUCCUCUCUGAGCUGUGAUAGUCAAACGUCGUCAUGGAAGGCCGGUAGGUCGGAUCGAAUGAUCUAUCCUCAACAAAGUCCUUGCGCCAUGGAGGCAUAGCUUUCUGACGAAUCAACUCUGUUGCUUCACCUCGGCUGAGCGUUUCUUGAUGUGGAUCAAAAGUCAUCGCUUCGUUUCGCCUGAUCUGCUCACGCCGUGGAUCCAUGUGAAUCGAUCCUUCACGAUCAUCCAUACGACGAAGAUUUGGCGGCAGACCGUCUCGCCGAAUUUCCUCGCGGUGAGGAUUAACUAGAUUGUUUUCAACCUCUUCACCGUGAUGUGCUGCAUCGGUACGUGCACCUUUUUCGCCUACCGGAAGUGGUCGUGGAAUUACUGGAGCUUCUUGACGCUGUAUCUCAUUCCUUAGAUCUGCAUUUUCUCUCCGGAGAGCUUUGAUCAUGUUCAUCAACUCAUCGAGUUUCACUUGCUGGAUGUUCUCAACCGUAUUAGAGUUGUCACCCCCUAUAAUGAUUCCAGAUCGAAGCAAAGGCAUGAAUUACAAACUUCGAAACAGAUCUAAGCGUUACCGAUGCAAACUCCGCUAGAUCUGGGCUUAACUUUACCGAAUCGUGAUCGCUGUUUGUUAGAUCUGAACUUUUCUAGCUUCAAACUCGUCGGAUCUGACUGCAACUGAUCGAAUCGCAAUUGCGUCCUUCCAAAGCAAAUGCCUCAGAAUCCACAAUAAUCAAGAAUUCUCUCGGAGCAAACUACAAUCUCACUGAUUUGGAUUCAACUUCCAGAAGUUACACUGCAUAUUCACAAACUCGAUUGAACUAAUAUGGUACUGAUCGGGCUCGAAUUGAUCUUCGUCCUCGGUUCCCACAGACGGCGCCAAUUGAAGAUACAAUAUUCAGUUUCAUCUCUCUCACUCUACAGUAUUCAGUUUCAUCUCUCUCACUCUUACUUUCUCUUUUCUUUUUCUCUCCCUCCGUCAUGGUCUAUUUAUAGGCCAAGACCCUCUUUUGCAGUUAACCAAUUACAUUGGGCUUAUAGCCCAAAGUUCUCUUCCUUCUGGGCUGGGUCUUGUAAUGGGCUUGACCUUCCUCGGUGGACCCCCCACGUUCGGCCCACUCCAGGGUGCUUUGACAUGGAUCCUUCUUCAAUCAUUCGACCCGAUCUCGUUUCCGCGAUCCAUAUCCGGCCCAUGCCACUUGCCGCAUCCUCAAUAUAUAUAGAGAAAUUGUUUUAUUCUCAGAUAGUCACAUUUUGAUUGUGCACAAC